Molecule: messenger RNA, 10776 nt
Organism: Homo sapiens (human)
Lineage: Eukaryota; Metazoa; Chordata; Mammalia; Primates; Hominidae
Gene: ITGB8
Product: integrin subunit beta 8
Exons: 14
Coding region: 3115-5019 (634 amino acids)
Biological process (GO): cell surface receptor signaling pathway; cell adhesion; cell differentiation
Cellular component (GO): plasma membrane; integrin alphav-beta8 complex
Molecular function (GO): coreceptor activity
Source: RefSeq, a predicted model, not a curated record
AACCUGCCCAAGGUUGAACAUGCUUGUUUGUUUUUCUUUUGCUCUCCAAAAAUCUUUAUGCUAGCGUAAAGGCCUGUUGUAAUCACAUAAAUUACUCACUAUGUAACAGGAGAAGUUGAAAUUUGUCCCUGAAACAUAAAGAUUAUAUAUAAUAAAAGCCUUAAAAACCUACCUAUUGAGAACCAAAGAUAUUUAGUGCUGUUUCCUAACUGGCAUUACAAGAAAAUUCUGCUCAGUCAGGGGAUACUCACCUUUCAAGGGACAAGGAACAUGUAAUGAAUUUAAAUUUGGUUUAGAUCUGUGUAAUAAGGAAAAGUAAGUGAAUUUGGUGAUCUUGUACCUGAGGAUGGCGGCAUUAAAAAAAGACUAUUUUAACUUAAUAUCAUUUCAUUAACUUCUUUAAAAAUAAGCUAGUUCAGCUGAACUACACAAUAUCAGAAGACCAAGUGUAAGAAAACGGUAAUCGGCCGGGCGCGGUGGCUCACGCCUGUAAUCCCAGCACUUUGGGAGGCCGAGGCGGGCGGAUCACGAGGUCAGGAGAUCGAGACCAUCCUGGCUAACACGGUGAAACCCCGUCUCUACUAAAAAUACAAAAAUUAGCCAGGCGUGGUGGCGCGCGCCUGUAGUCCCAGCUACACGGGAGGCUGAGGCAGGAGAAUGGCGUGAACCCGGGAGGCGAAGCUUGCAGUGAGCCGAGAUCGCGCCACUGCACUCCAGCCUGGGCGACAGAGCGAGACUCCGUCUCAAAAAAAAAAAAAAAAAAAAAAAAAGAAAACGGUAAUCUGUGUUUGUGGAAACAUAGAGAUGAAUUCAUCUAGUUAUGUAUCAUUAUGUAAACAUAGUUACAUUGCCUUUUGUGAUAAAUAGGUUUUGGAAAUGAAGAUUACUUAAGAAUAUAUGUAGUCAAGACUUAUAAAAACUCAGGAAUUAAAUUGUCAAAUUAACCUCUACUUGGAAUAUUAUUUAUUAAUUACACAUUUACUGAGUGUAUUCUAGUAUAUUGAGUGUAUGUACAAGGCUCAUAUACUGGGUAUAUAAAGAAAAUGUAUUUAAGCACCUUUCCUCCCAGGAACUGGUAGUCUAGUAUUCUUACUUUUCCAAGGAAAAACAAACAAACAAACAUGAAGAAAUAUAUCUCUUUAGUAUGGAUGAUCUACUUCACAUAAAGUAAUUUUAUGCUGGACAUUUCUUUUAAAACUUUACAUUUAUUCUGUUAGAGUCUCUUAUUUAUCUUUCAAAACUCAGAUGAAAAUUCAUCAGUUAGGAAUUGUGUUUAUCUGCAAGUAAGAGGGUCUUUGAAAACAGGACGAAGUAAGAUUCGAGUAAGCUUUCCUUUCACAUCAGACCCAGUUCUGAGAGUAAACGAGCAGAUACAGGGACUCCUUGGUAUUCUGAGAGGCCUGGGCUCCUUUUCUCCGGUUGUGUUUAGCCUCGGCUUCUAUGAGACAAGUUCCCUCAAGUCUGAAUAUGGCUGCUGCAGGUCUGGACAUUACAGCCAUGUUCCAGGCAGAAAGAGGCAGGAUGGGCAUAAGGGGAAUAAAAAGGAAAACAAGAAAACUUUUUUGAAAACUUUCACAGAAGCCCCAUUCAGAAACUUCUGCUUCCAUUUAAAUCAUCAUCGUUAGUUAUGCAAUCAUCAUCAUUACAAGAGAAGGUGGGAAUUGUGGCAUUUCAGUUCCUCUCAAUGCCACCUUCAACAAAUUUAGGAUUCCGUUAGUUAAGAACAGGCAGGCAAACAGCAAUCUGUGUGACAAUACACUCUAAUCAUUUAUCACCCUCUGGGGGAGAUUAUUGUAUAGACAUUGCUAGUGCCCCACCCAUGCUCUUUUUAUAGGGCUGGUGCACCCAUCCCCAGCUGCUCUGCAUUCUGGCCGUUUAUGGCUCACAGUUGUCACUUUCUCAAAGGAAUUGCCCUCCACCAAAAGGAGCCACAUUGCUUAGAGAUGCCUGGAACAUCAACCCGCUCCAACCCCACUCCUCCCCGUACCAGGCUGCCUGCAGCCAGUGACUGUCUGAUAUGGGGUAGAAAACAGGCCCCAGGCUCCCAGGUGGGACAACUUUGUGUUGUCGUUUGGGCUCAAAGCUAUGGGAGGGGUCAGGUUGAGGCCACACUCCCAUUGCACCAACGUAUAUGCUUGCUGCCAUGCCUCACUGCCUGUCCCAGUAAAUCACUUGCUAACAAUCUCUACUCUAGGGUCUUUCUCAGGGGAAUUAAAACAAUUGUUUUUUCUUGUAAUGUCCUCAUUCCCCCAGCUUCCUCCUGAGCUACUAUGUAAGAAUUGAACAUUAUUGUACUACCUCCUUCUCUUCCAAAUACACGUUCAGACUAUCAAACCUAAUCACUGGACCAGCAAACAGAGAAGGCAAGAUAGAGAGGAAUCCAAACUGGUUUUCACUAAACAUAAAUACUAUUGUAGGUUUUUCUAAGUGAAAGUAGAGGCAAAAUUAUUUAGAGAAAAUAGUUUGCCCCAUAAAGAUACUUAUUUUCAUUUCCAUGGUCUGAAUGCUUGUUUGCUACAAGUUUGAAACAAAUUAAACACUGUGCUGUAGGCAAAGGAGAGGAAUGUGCCAGCCUAGGCUGGGCGACACUGCAAGAGAGUAGUAUUUCCUGAAAGCGUAAUUCAGGAGCCAACUACAAAUAUUUUGAAUUUCAUGAAUAUUGUUCAAUUAAUUCUAUAUGAGCACAGUUUAAAUAAGCAUUGGUGGUACUUAGUAACUAAAGUUUUUCCACAGAUGUGUUAUCAUUAUUUGAAUGACAUCUGCUUCUUUGUCUAUUUCAACAAAUAGAUCCUUGCUCCCCCUGUUUUGAGGGAUCAUCUCAGACACUAACUUCCCGAAGACAAUAGAUGUGCAUCUUCAAAUGCAGCAUCCUGUGCCAGGUGCCUUGCGCUGGGUCCAGAAUGUGGAUGGUGUGUUCAAGAGGAUUUCAUUUCAGGUGGAUCAAGAAGUGAACGUUGUGAUAUUGUUUCCAAUUUAAUAAGCAAAGGCUGCUCAGUUGAUUCAAUAGAAUACCCAUCUGUGCAUGUUAUAAUACCCACUGAAAAUGAAAUUAAUACCCAGGUGACACCAGGAGAAGUGUCUAUCCAGCUGCGUCCAGGAGCCGAAGCUAAUUUUAUGCUGAAAGUUCAUCCUCUGAAGAAAUAUCCUGUGGAUCUUUAUUAUCUUGUUGAUGUCUCAGCAUCAAUGCACAAUAAUAUAGAAAAAUUAAAUUCCGUUGGAAACGAUUUAUCUAGAAAAAUGGCAUUUUUCUCCCGUGACUUUCGUCUUGGAUUUGGCUCAUACGUUGAUAAAACAGUUUCACCAUACAUUAGCAUCCACCCCGAAAGGAUUCAUAAUCAAUGCAGUGACUACAAUUUAGACUGCAUGCCUCCCCAUGGAUACAUCCAUGUGCUGUCUUUGACAGAGAACAUCACUGAGUUUGAGAAAGCAGUUCAUAGACAGAAGAUCUCUGGAAACAUAGAUACACCAGAAGGAGGUUUUGACGCCAUGCUUCAGGCAGCUGUCUGUGAAAGUCAUAUCGGAUGGCGAAAAGAGGCUAAAAGAUUGCUGCUGGUGAUGACAGAUCAGACGUCUCAUCUCGCUCUUGAUAGCAAAUUGGCAGGCAUAGUGGUGCCCAAUGACGGAAACUGUCAUCUGAAAAACAACGUCUAUGUCAAAUCGACAACCAUGGAACACCCCUCACUAGGCCAACUUUCAGAGAAAUUAAUAGACAACAACAUUAAUGUCAUCUUUGCAGUUCAAGGAAAACAAUUUCAUUGGUAUAAGGAUCUUCUACCCCUCUUGCCAGGCACCAUUGCUGGUGAAAUAGAAUCAAAGGCUGCAAACCUCAAUAAUUUGGUAGUGGAAGCCUAUCAGAAGCUCAUUUCAGAAGUGAAAGUUCAGGUGGAAAACCAGGUACAAGGCAUCUAUUUUAACAUUACCGCCAUCUGUCCAGAUGGGUCCAGAAAGCCAGGCAUGGAAGGAUGCAGAAACGUGACGAGCAAUGAUGAAGUUCUUUUCAAUGUAACAGUUACAAUGAAAAAAUGUGAUGUCACAGGAGGAAAAAACUAUGCAAUAAUCAAACCUAUUGGUUUUAAUGAAACCGCUAAAAUUCAUAUACACAGAAACUGCAGCUGUCAGUGUGAGGACAACAGAGGACCUAAAGGAAAGUGUGUAGAUGAAACUUUUCUAGAUUCCAAGUGUUUCCAGUGUGAUGAGAAUAAAUGUCAUUUUGAUGAAGAUCAGUUUUCUUCUGAGAGUUGCAAGUCACACAAGGAUCAGCCUGUUUGCAGUGGUCGAGGAGUUUGUGUUUGUGGGAAAUGUUCAUGUCACAAAAUUAAGCUUGGAAAAGUGUAUGGAAAAUACUGUGAAAAGGAUGACUUUUCUUGUCCAUAUCACCAUGGAAAUCUGUGUGCUGGGCAUGGAGAGUGUGAAGCAGGCAGAUGCCAAUGCUUCAGUGGCUGGGAAGGUGAUCGAUGCCAGUGCCCUUCAGCAGCAGCCCAGCACUGUGUCAAUUCAAAGGGCCAAGUGUGCAGUGGAAGAGGCACGUGUGUGUGUGGAAGGUGUGAGUGCACCGAUCCCAGGAGCAUCGGCCGCUUCUGUGAACACUGCCCCACCUGUUAUACAGCCUGCAAGGAAAACUGGAAUUGUAUGCAAUGCCUUCACCCUCACAAUUUGUCUCAGGCUAUACUUGAUCAGUGCAAAACCUCAUGUGCUCUCAUGGAACAACAGCAUUAUGUCGACCAAACUUCAGAAUGUUUCUCCAGCCCAAGCUACUUGAGAAUAUUUUUCAUCAUUUUCAUAGUUACAUUCUUGAUUGGGUUGCUUAAAGUCCUGAUCAUUAGACAGGUGAUACUACAAUGGAAUAGUAAUAAAAUUAAGUCCUCAUCAGAUUACAGAGUGUCAGCCUCAAAAAAGGAUAAGUUGAUUCUGCAAAGUGUUUGCACAAGAGCAGUCACCUACCGACGUGAGAAGCCUGAAGAAAUAAAAAUGGAUAUCAGCAAAUUAAAUGCUCAUGAAACUUUCAGGUGCAACUUCUAAAAAAAGAUUUUUAAACACUUAAUGGGAAACUGGAAUUGUUAAUAAUUGCUCCUAAAGAUUAUAAUUUUAAAAGUCACAGGAGGAGACAAAUUGCUCACGGUCAUGCCAGUUGCUGGUUGUACACUCGAACGAAGACUGACAAGUAUCCUCAUCAUGAUGUGACUCACAUAGCUGCUGACUUUUUCAGAGAAAAAUGUGUCUUACUACUGUUUGAGACUAGUGUCGUUGUAGCACUUUACUGUAAUAUAUAACUUAUUUAGAUCAGCAUAGAAUGUAGAUCCUCUGAAGAGCACUGAUUACACUUUACAGGUACCUGUUAUCCCUACGCUUCCCAGAGAGAACAAUGCUGUGAGAGAGUUUAGCAUUGUGUCACUACAAGGGUACAGUAAUCCCUGCACUGGACAUGUGAGGAAAAAAAUAAUCUGGCAAGUAUAUUCUAAGGUUGCCAAACACUUCAACAGUUGGUGGUUGAAUAGACAAGAACAGCUAGAUGAAUAAAUGAUUCGUGUUUCACUCUUUCAAGAGGUGAACAGAUACAACCUUAAUCUUAAAAGAUUAUUGCUUUUUAAAGUGUGUAGUUUUAUGCAUGUGUGUUUAUGGUUUGCUUAUUUUUGCAAGAUGGAUACUAAUUCCAGCAUUCUCUCCUCUUUGCCUUUAUGUUUUGUUUUCUUUUUUACAGGAUAAGUUUAUGUAUGUCACAGAUGACUGGAUUAAUUAAGUGCUAAGUUACUACUGCCAUAAAAAACUAAUAAUACAAUGUCACUUUAUCAGAAUACUAGUUUUAAAAGCUGAAUGUUAAUAGGGGACACUGUAAAGUAUCAUCAAAACCUGAAUAGCUUCAUUGUGCACAAGUGUGGAGUUUUGUAUCCUCUUACCUGGUAAACUGAAGGGAUUGUUUGGCCAUUUCAUUUAUCUUAUCAUUAAUUCACAAGAUAGUUAGAAAUUCUGCCUCAAGCAAAGUACCACAUUUUGAAUGUUUUCUUAGAUUUUGAUUGCAAGUAGAUAUCAGCAUUUUUUAAAUGAAAAGCUAUAUUAUCUUCUCCCUUCAAGGCAGCCUAAGGAUGUUCUUUCCCAGAAUCACUCCAACCCUUCUUGCCAGAAUUCAUAAAAGUACAAAAUUGGAGAAUAGAUGAUAUCUUAGAAAUAAGCUUUUUUUUUUUUUUUUUUUUUUUUUGAGACGGAGUUUCACUCUUGUCACCCAGGCUGAAGUGCAAUGGCGCAAUUAGGGUUCACUGCAACCUCUGCCUCCCGGGUUCAAGCAGUUCUCCUGCCUCAGCCUCCUGAGUAGCUGGGAUUACAGGCAUCCACCACCGUGCCCAGCUAAUUUUUGUAUUUUUAGUAGAGACGGGGUUUUGCCAUGUUGGACAGGUUGAUCUCAAACUCCUGACCUCAGGUGAUCUACCCUCCUCGGCCUCCCAGAGUGUUGGGAUUACAGGCAUGAGCCACCAUGCCAGGCUGCUAAUUCUCCUUUUUAGUGAGUUAGGGAACUGAGCCUCAGAAAACUUAAACGAUUUCUCAGAAAACACUCAAGUGAUAAAGUGGCCACAUUGGAAAGGAGUUUUUAUCUUCUCAUUGUCAGGCCAGUGUUCAUUGCACAAUAUCAUGCUACCUCUUGAAUCUUUAAAAUAUUCAAUUGGCAAAUGUUUUUCAAUGUGAUUUACUCAUGUCUUAAGUGUAUGAGGAAAGUUCAAAGCAAAAUAGAAAGGAAUAAUUCAAACUGAAUUGUCCAUAAUCAGCUUCCAGUCUUUCAUGCUAAUCAGCUUCUUAAGAGACUGAAGUAUGGCAUACCUACAGGGGAAUUCCUUCGCACCAUAGCCUGUAUGAACAGUGUUCCCUGGAGUUCUCCAGUGCUCAGCUUGAGACCUUGAUACACGGGCCAUGAGCCCUGUCUUCCCCAAUGGAAAUUUAUUUACACUUACCUUAUCCCUAUGGACUUAGUCUGAUUUUAUUGGCUAGGAGUCUAACAGUCCUGUGUGGAUAUACAGUUUUGCCCAUGACAACAAAGGAAUCUAUCCGAAAUAUCUUUUUUUUUAUAAUAAACUUCCAAGAUUUGCUGUCUUCCAGCACUUGAGUUAAAGUACUAGAUACUGCAUUUUGAUGAAGACUAACCCCAUCUCAUAUUCUACCCUAAAGAGAACUGAAAAACCUAUAAUAAGUUGUUCUGGAGCCAAUAAACACAGCAGCUCUGUUAGAUGUCCUCUACAGCCAAGCACUUUCAAUGCUAACUUGAACUGCAUUUCCUUCCUCAAAUGAGAGAUUGACAUAAUUCAGUACUGUGAGUCACUUGUAUAAGAAACCUUUGAUCACUAAAAAUAAUGUAAAAAUUGGGUUUAGUAGCCUAAUACACAUAACGUUCUUCUUAAAAAGGAAAAUGGAUGGAUGCCUGACAACCCUCCAAAAGAAAAAAGUGUAAGAUAGCCAUUAAGAUGAUGACAAUUUUUGAAAUGAACAUUAUGAUAUUUAUGAACAAUAAACAAAUUUCCGUAUGGAAUGAAUUAUCCAAAAAGAGUAUAACAAAAUGAAAUCCUUAAAAAUCCAGAGUUUAUAUUUUUUUUAUACCCUCACUUGUUUGCACUAACUUUAUAGUGGACCAAGGCUGUUACCAUAGGAAGGGACAAACUUCCUUGUAGGCAACUCAGUGUUAGACGAUGAUUGUGGUUAUGCUUGCAAAGUCUUGUGCUUAUCUUUUUUGUUUUUACUUAAAAAGCUAAUUUUUAAAGAUUGUAGGGCUUGUAUUUUACUUGAAUAAUUGAUAUCUUCCUGUGUAAUGAUUUGUGAGAUGAGAAUUAAUAUUUGACUAGUUAGAAUUAAUUAAAUGGUAAGGGAACACAGGGUACUCUUAGGUUAAAUAAUGUAUGCAAAUAGAGUCUAUUUUCAACUAAUAUGGCCACAGGAGCCUUUUGAGAUUCAUUGAUAUUAAACACAAUUAAUGAAAUUUUAAAUUGUUAACAGAAUUGAGAACUUGAACAACACUUUUAGUACUGCAGCAUUUUUGUGCCCUAAAGUAUGUAAUGAUUUAUAAAUGUGCCAUACAUACACUACAACAUAACAUUUGCUUUGUUAUGCAUUUUAUUUCUCUGGGGACACCAUUGCACUGCAGUGCACACGUAUUUAUAAACAUUUGUUAUAUUUUUGGAAACUUGCUAAUAUUUAUUAAGUCAUAGACUUUUCUGGAGGACUUAAAAAUUCACUAAAAAUCUGAUUAUGUCUUAAAUGUUCAGUUUAUCUUUGGUUUAUUAAAAUAAAAAAAAAAUCUAAGAUUAAACACAGUAGAUAUCUCUGGAGGCAAUUUUCCAAAACUCAACAUUAAAAUUUGUGGAUGCAUGAGAUGCAAUCCUUCAAAGAAUGAAUCUGAAAUAUAUUUUUAAUAUUUACUUAAUAUCCACUGAAGAUAUCUUUAUGCAAGACAAGAGUCAGCCAUCAGACACUGAAAUAUAUUAUGAUAGAUUAUGAAGAAUUUUCUCUGUAGAAUUAUAUUCUUCCUGGAACCUGGUAGAGUAGAUUAGACUCAAAGGCUUUUUCUUCCUUUUCUUACUCCUGUUUUUUCCACUCACUCUUCCCAAGAGAUUUCCUAAAGCUUCAAGCUUAAUAAGCCUAAUAGUGAAAAAUAACUGAAUUUAAUGGUAUAAUGAAGUUCUUCAUUUCCAGACAUCUUUAAUUGAUCUUAAAGCUCAUUUGAGUCUUUGCCCCUGAACAAAGACAGACCCAUUAAAAUCUAAGAAUUCUAAAUUUUCACAACUGUUUGAGCUUCUUUUCAUUUUGAAGGAUUUGGAAUAUAUAUGUUUUCAUAAAAGUAUCAAGUGAAAUAUAGUUACAUGGGAGCUCAAUCAUGUGCAGAUUGCAUUCUGUUAUGUUGACUCAAUAUUUAAUUUACAACUAUCCUUAUUUAUAUUGACCUCAAGAACUCCAUUUUAUGCAAUGCAGACCACUGAGAUAUAGCUAACAUUCUUUCAAAUAAUUUUCCUUUUCUUUUAUAAUUCCUCUAUAGCAAAUUUUUAUGUAUAACUGAUUAUACAUAUCCAUAUUUAUAUUUCAUUGAUUCCAAGACAUCACUUUUUCAAUUUAACAUCUCUGAAAUUGUGACAUUUCUUGCAACUGUUGGCACUUCAGAUGCAGUGUUUAAAAUUAUGCUUGAAUAAAUAUUACACUAAUCCAACUUUACCUAAAUGUUUAUGCAUCUAGGCAAAUUUUGUUUUCUUAUAAAGAUUUGAGAGCCCAUUUAUGACAAAAUAUGAAGGCGAAAUUUAAGGACAACUGAGUCACGCACAACUCAACAUGGAGCCUAACUGAUUAUCAGCUCAGAUCCCGCAUAUCUUGAGUUUACAAAAGCUCUUUCAGGUCCCCAUUUAUACUUUACGUGAGUGCGAAUGAUUUCAGCAAACCCUAACUUAACUAACAAGAAUGGGUAGGUAUGUCUACGUUUCAUUAACAAAUUUUUAUUAUUUUUAUUCUAUUAUAUGAGAUCCUUUUAUAUUAUCAUCUCACUUUUAAACAAAAUUAACUGGAAAAAUAUUACAUGGAACUGUCAUAGUUAGGUUUUGCAGCAUCUUACAUGUCUUGUAUCAAUGGCAGGAGAAAAAUAUGAUAAAAACAAUCAGUGCUGUGAAAAACAACUUUCUUCUAGAGUCCUCUUACUUUUUAUUCUUCUUUAUCAUUUGUGGGUUUUUCCCCCUUGGCUCUGAUCACUUUAACUUCAAGCUUAUGUAACGACUGUUAUAAAACUGCAUAUUUAAAUUAUUUGAAUUAUAUGAAAUAAUUGUUCAGCUAUCUGGGCAGCUGUUAAUGUAAACCUGAGAGUAAUAACACUACUCUUUUAUCUACCUGGAAUACUUUUCUGCAUAAAAUUUAUCUUUGUAAGCUAACUCUAUUAAUCAGGUUUCUUCUAGCCUCUGCAACCUACUUCAGUUAGAAUUGUCUAAUACUGCUCUAUUAAUCAGGUUUCUAGCCUCUACAACCUACUUCAGUUAAAAUUGUCUAAUACAGCAAUAUUUAAAAAAAAAACACUGCAAUUGUCAAGGAUGGAAAAUGUGUGAUUUGUGUAAACAAUUUUUACCAACUUUACAUUUUCCUACAGAUAAAUGUGAAAUUUUGAUAAGAAGUCUACGCAAUGACAAGUAUGGUACAUAAAUUUUAUUAAGAAUAUUGAGUAUAAAGUACUUUAAUUCUAAAUUAUAAGAAAAUAUACAUUUGCACAUAUUAAUAUAGAAAUUCAUUUUGUGUAUAUUUAACAUAGCUUUUAAACUAUUUUACAUUAGCUACUUCAUUAUGGUUUCUUGAACUUCUGAAAAAAAUUAGAAAUGUAUUAAACUUAUCAGUAACAUAAAAACUUAUUUUGUUUCACCUAACGAAUACUGCGUUUGUAAAAAUAAAUUUAAUAUAGAAUAUAUUUUUAAAUUAAAUAUUUGAAUAUAAAAUAGCUCUAAGAAAGAAGCAAAUUAUCACUGAACAUAUUUCUUAUUAUUUCUGGCUUUGAAUUAUACGUAACUUAAAUUGUCUUAAAUGAUACAGAAUAUUGGAGAAUAUGAUACUUUCACAUAAUAUACUAUGAACCUGUUCAUAUAACUCUGAUUGACUACUAACUUCUGUUUUAUGUAUUUAUUAAAGAGCUGACACUGUAGUUUGUGGUGAGAUGUUUAUUUUUCUAACAGAGCUUAUAACAGUUAGGACAAGGCAUUUAAUUAAUGCAUCAUUCUGUUUAGUAGUAGGUGUUAAUCAAUAUGAAAUUCUCUGUUUUAAAAUAAAAAUGUAAAAAUCUAA